Cuculus canorus (common cuckoo) is the source of this 4231-nucleotide messenger RNA. RefSeq names its product 2-aminoethanethiol dioxygenase (gene ADO). The coding region runs from base 28 to 672 and encodes 214 amino acids. The record is from RefSeq and is a predicted model, not a curated record. Gene Ontology annotation, molecular function: oxidoreductase activity, acting on single donors with incorporation of molecular oxygen, incorporation of two atoms of oxygen. The transcript has a single exon. Gene Ontology annotation, cellular component: mitochondrion. Lineage: Eukaryota; Metazoa; Chordata; Aves; Cuculiformes; Cuculidae.
CGCGGCGGGGCGCUGCCCCGGGACAACAUGGCCUCCGCGAUCCAGCGGGUGGCGCGGCAGGCGCGCAUCACCUUCCGCAGCCCGGCGGGCCCGGCGUUCGCGGAGAACCUGCACCGGCUGCAGCAGCUGCUGGACGAGGUGCGCGCCGAGGACCUGCGCCUGGCGCCGCGGGGGCCGGCGGCGGCCGCGCCCGUCAGCUACAUGCACAUCUGCGAGACCGAGAGCUUCAGCAUGGGCGUGUUCCUGCUGCGCGGCGGCGCCUGCAUCCCGCUGCACGACCACCCGGGCAUGAACGGGAUGCUGAAGGUGCUGUACGGGACGCUGCGCAUCGCCUGCAUGGACGCGCUGCCGCCCGCCGCGGGGCCGCGCCGCCGCGCGCUGUUCCGCUCGCGGCAGCUGUACACGCCCGCCUCGCCGCCCUGCCUGCUCGCCCCCAACACCGACAACCUGCACCAGAUCGACGCCGUGGACGGGCCCGCCGCCUUCCUCGACAUCCUGGCGCCGCCCUACGACCCCCAGCGCGGCCGGGACUGCCACUACUACCGCCUGCUGGAGGCGCCGGGCGCCGAGCCGCCCGCGCUGCCCGCCGAGGUGUGGCUGGCCGAGACCCCGCAGGCCGCCGACUUCUGGUGCGGGGGAGAGCCCUACCCCGGGCCCCGCGUCUGCCUCUGAGGGACGCGGGACAGGACGCGGCCCCGGGACCGCCCCGCGGACACACGGACCCAGCCCUGGGACCGACACACGGACACCGACCCGGGACCGGGGCCGAUCCACGGACACAGGGACGCACGGACGCAGGACCGCCCCACGGACAUGGACUCACAUGGACCCGGGACUGCCCCACGGACACAGACACACGGACACAUGGACACAGAGCCAGGACUGACCCACAGACCCUGGGACUGACCUACGGAUACAGACACAGACCCAGGACUGACCUACGGACACAUGGAAACGGAGCCAGGACUGCCCCACAGACCCUGGGACUGCCCCAUGGACACACAGACACGGACCCAGGACUGACCCGCGGGGACACAGACACAGACCCAGGACUGCCCCAUGGACACACAGACACAGACUCAGGUCUGAUACACGGACACACAGACACAGGCCCAGGACUGAUACCUGGACACAUGGACACAGAGCCAGGACUGGCCCACAGACCUUGGGACUGCCCCACAGACACGGACCCAGGACUGAUAACAUGGACACACAAACACAGACCCAAGACUGACACACGAACACAGAGCCAGGACUGACCCACAGACCCUGGGACUGACCCAUGGACACACAGACACGGACACAGGACCGCUCCAUGGACACGGGCCCAUGGACAUGGACACGAGAAGGGACCUCCCUACGGACACAAACCCAGCCCUGGGACUGCCCCACGGACACGGAUACAGAGCCAGCCCCGUGACUGCCCCAUGGACACGAACACGAGACGAGACCGCCCCACAGCCACGAACCCAGCCCCACGGACACGAGAAGAAACCGCCCCAAGGAUGCAGCCCCAGUGCUGCCCUACAGACACGGAUCUGGACCCAGCCCUGAGACUGUCCCACGGACACAGACCCCACCCUGGGACCGCCUCAUGGACACCGACACCAACCCAGGCCUGGGAUUGCCCCACAGAGACAGACACCAGCAUGGACUCAGCCCUGGUCCCACCCCACAGACACACACCAAGCCCUGGGACCGCUCUGCAGACACAGACCCCAGCCCUGGGACUGCCCCAGGGACACAGAUCCCGAUACAGCCCCACAGACAUGGACCCAGCCCCACGGCUGCACUGUGCCCGCUGUCCAUGCCGGGGCAGUGGGUGCUGGCUGGGCCCCUCGGCAGCGCUGCGAGUCGCAGACUCUCCCCUUCCACAGGGCUUUAGGAGUUUGGGGGCAGUGAAGCGCCAGAGCGUGCGUGUUUCCUUUGGGCUGAUGCAGAGCGACAGCACUGUUAAACUUCUUGUCUAAACGACUGGGUAAAAAUAAUCCAGCAUCCUGUGUAAAUAGUUAGGGCCGGGCUGGGGGGUGAUUGGGCUCCAGCAGAGAGAGUAAGAGCAAUAAGAAUUGUUGUGGGGUGCCCUGACUUUCCCCGGAGCAGCUCGUGGACAAGAGGAGUGUGCUCACCCAGCCUGGGCUGCAUGGGGUCUGGAGGUCUUGCUCCGUCUCUCAACAACAGCUCUACCCUGCUAGUGAAAGACCAACCCACAACAACUCCUGAGCCAGGACAUGCUCCUCCAUUAAAUGCCAUUGAUUCCCAGGGCUGGAGUUAAGGGAAUUCCCACUCUGGAUGCUGUCAGGUUCGGUAUUACAUUCUAACAGUUCUUUAAAGCAUUGCAUGCAAGAUCUCGAUGAGAACUACAGCGUAUGUCUAUGCUUAUUUCCUUCAGCUCAGAGAAGGAGACAGCCGCUAAUUAACCUCGCUCAGAACCUCUCAUGCAGCAGUGGCAGAGGAUGGCAGAAACUGCAGGCAUCAUAAGAGAAAAAACAACUAUCUACUGCUGUGUCAUGGAAGCUAUUCUAGAAACGUAAUGGAUUUGCAAACUCUAUAUAUAUAGCGGCAUGCAUACCUUAGGUACAGAUAAGAUUCGACCUGAUAUCUUCUCUUUAAAGUGUGGUCUGUGUUUUUAUACAGACAAGUGAACACUUAGGGCUUUUCAAGCCUUGCGGUUUCCCUCUUUAUACUAUUUAUAAAGACUACUUUUUCAUAAGGCUUUUAAAUAAACGUAGCAUAGAAGAGACACCGUGAAUUUCGCUUUGCUAUGAUGGAAGCAGUAUGGAGAUGCAGUUUGUCCGUGGCGGGGGAUGCGAUCUUUCUAACAAGAGAGAAACUUUUUCUACAGGUGAAAUGCUCUGUCUGUACUGCAAGGACUGGUCUUGUGCCUGUUCAUCCUAACACACGCUUUGUACCACAUGCCUUGGCCCCCUUCAUCACGAUGUGGAGAUUUGAGUGAGAAAACAUGACUUACCAGCCUCCUAAGUGAUGCACCGACCCGCGCCAGAUAUCAUUCCACCACUGGCUUUAAUUUUUCUUUGUAUGUUUAUAAAAGCAGGGUUGUUUUUCCUGUACAGUGGCUUUUACGUGUAAAUUUUUAAAUUAUUCUGAUAUGGCAUUGCUUUUUUUUUUUUCUUUUGGCCUGUAAAACAACGCACGUAAAACAUGGUGUUACACACACACAGAUAAAUUCUUUUGCAAGGAAAAAUUGCUGGAAGUUAUCUCAAGCGAUUUCCAUUUAUUCUUACAGCACUUUUAAGUGUUUGAUAUUUCUGCAGCUGGCUUACCUGUAUUUCCUGGAAUUCCCCUGCAGCUUAGUGUUAGUUAAUGUGCAACAAUUCUGUAUCGAACGCAGUCAUUAACUGUAACGCAAUGGUUCCCUGUGUUACAGCCUGUUCCUAACUCUUUCUCUGAUGAAGACCAUCAUCCCUUUUUAAGAAGUCCACAAAGAAGAUAGGCUGGCGCACGCAAACAGCUGUACUGGAAAAACAAACUGCAACAGAGCAUUUUUUAUCUCAUCUGCUCCAUCAUCCCCUUAGGUCUUUCUGCUUGGUUUUGAUUUCUUUUCAUCCAUGUAUAAAAACUUGUUGAUAUGUUUAAUGGGACAGGACUUUAAUGCGUCUUUCCAUGGGGCACCGCAUGGUCCCUUACACUACACAGUGCUGUUAACAAUUGUGACAGAACCUUUUCCUUUUUUUUUUUUUUUUUUAAUAAAGGUGUUAGCAUCAAAGCAUUAAAGCUCGGAAAAACAGCAAAAACAAUCUGAGAUGCAUUAAAGGAAAGCCUCUGUGUAACUUCUUGCUUUCUCAGUAAUUGAAACUUACUUCAUAUGUUCUGGAUAUCUGUAAGCAGAAGGUUUAAGUCUGUAAUGCCAUUCCUUCUCUCUGCAGUCUGGUUAUUGUGUUUCCACAACAGCAAAAUUACUGUUAUUGCUGAGUUAUAGAAUAAAUACAGGAUAUCUCACCACUGACCACACUCUUUUCCUUCACAAUUACGGCAGUCCUGAACCAGGUCUGAUACGGAGCACAAGUUUCUUUUGUGUAACAGGCCGAACGGUGCGAGCGACGCUUAACCCUGGGUUCUCAGCCCAAAUCUUCCCCCUGCGCCCUGCAGACGCAUCCAGGCACGUGGGGUAUCACCACUUUUGAAGCUGGCUGUUACUGUAAGGCAAAGGCACGGGUUUAAGACCUCUGAUACUAUUACACAACGUAAGGUUUUCUUGUAGCUGUAUGCGGCC